AAAUAUAUAAGUUUUUUAAAAAUAGACAAACACAUCAAUUGAAGCAUAUGCUUAAAAACGUUUCAUAUGAUGCUUAUCUGUCUCUGCCUCACAAAGCGGAUAUCCCUUUUAGUUACGCUUUCAUCUUCUUCAGAUUCCUUCUCCUCAAAAAAAAAAUCUGAUCUUUUCAGUCUGACGUUGCUGUUUUAAUCGAUUUUACGACACCCAAAUCGUCAAAAAUUUAUUAACUUAAGCUUUGAAAUAUAAAAAAUCAUCAUGACCCUUUCUUCUCUCUCUAUAAAUCUCUCUUUGACUUCUCCUUUUCUUCCAAGCACGACCACCAACACUUGUUCUUCUUCCUCUUCCCCUGCAACCACUUGUUCUCCCAGGUGUUCCUUUGUUAAUUCCCCUGUUUCUUUCGGUAUCUAUCGUCCCCGGAGACCACCCAUUAGCUUGAUUCGCAAGAAAAGUAAGCUCUUCCGCCAAGAGACCAGACGCGAGUUGGUUUCUGCUUCUGGGUCGAACGAUAUGACUGUUCCUGAAGUUAGGGAAGAAGACGAAUCGGAGAUUGAGGCUCCGCUUCUCGAUCCUGAGUCGUACUCCAAGCCGAGGAGAAUUGCUCUCUUUGUUGAGCCUUCGCCGUUUUCCUAUGUCUCCGGAUACAAAAACAGGUUCCAGAAUUUCAUUAGGUAUCUGCGUGAAAUGGGAGAUGAGGUCAUAGUCGUGACGACACAUGAAGGUGUUCCCGAAGAGUUUUAUGGAGCCAAAGUCAUUGGAUCAAGAAGCUUCCCGUGCCCUUUGUACCAAAAGGUUCCCCUCUCGCUUGCGCUUAGUCCAAGAAUAAUCUCGGAAAUUGCUCGGUUUAAGCCCGACAUAAUUCACGCUUCAUCUCCCGGGAUAAUGGUUUUUGGUGCUCUGGCAAUAGCAAAAAUGCUAUCUGUACCAAUAGUAAUGUCUUACCACACACACGUCCCUGUAUACAUCCCAAGAUACACUUUUAGUUGGUUGGUCCAACCAAUGUGGUCAGUAAUAAGAUUUCUUCACAGAGCGGCUGAUCUUACAUUAGUUCCUUCCGCUGCCAUUGGAAAAGAUCUUAUAGCAGCUGGUGCAACUGCAGCGAACCAACUUCGACUUUGGAAUAAGGGUGUCGAUUCAGAUAGCUUCAAUCCCCGUUUCCGUUCUCAGGAAAUGCAAAAGCCACUAGUGAUCCAUGUAGGCCGAAUCGGCGUAGAAAAGAGUUUGGAGCUUCUAAAAAGUGUAAUGGACAAAUUACCUGAAGCUCGGAUUGCUUUCAUUGGGGAUGGACCAUACAGAGAGGAUCUUGAGAAGUUGUUUACCGGAAUGCCAGCGGUUUUCACGGGAAUGUUGCAAGGCGAUGAACUCUCACAAGCUUACGCAAGCGGAGAUGUGUUUGUGAUGCCAUCAGAGUCAGAGACACUUGGCCUUGUAGUUCUCGAGGCAAUGGCUUCAGGACUUGCCGUUGUUGCGGCUCGUGCCGGUGGAAUCCCUGAUAUAAUCCCUGAAGACCAGGAGGGCAAAACCGGGUUUUUGUUCAACCCUGGAGAUGUUGAAGACUGCGUGACAAAGCUGAGGACUUUAUUGCACGACAGUGAAACAAGAGAGAUCAUCGGAAAAGCGGCAAGAGAGGAAACCGAGAAGUAUGAUUGGAGAGCAGCAACGACAAAGAUACGCAAUGAACAGUACAGUGCAGCGAUUUGGUUCUGGAGGAAGAAGAAAGCUCAGGUUUUGGGACCUGUAAAUUGGUUGGUUAAACGACUGUUUCCGGUGCCGGAAGUUAACGUGUAGACGAAACAAUGAAAGAGAGAGGGAUUUGGGUUUGGAAUGUGAAAAUUUGAUUUUUAAGCUGAAAAUCCUCGGUUUAGUUAAUGGUGUUUUUAUCUUAUACUUGGGAUUGCUUGUUGCUUAUCUGUUAAUGGAAAGGGUUGAUGUCGUAAGAUAUGUGUAUAUGUCUAAAUAAGGAUGUAAAACCUUGUUUGGACUUUGGCUUCUAGGUCACUUUGUGUUUUAUUUUUAUGUAUGAAACUAUUUGUUGUUUGUUUUGUAUAAAAUGAUUAGCAGCUUGUAUUAGGUUAAGGCUCGGGAAAACUUAUCAUAAAUUUGACAAAAAUAAAGUAUCA
Messenger RNA from Thlaspi arvense, 2117 nucleotides. The record is from the annotation of a GenBank genome assembly. NCBI's taxonomy places the organism in Eukaryota, Viridiplantae, Streptophyta, Magnoliopsida, Brassicales, Brassicaceae.